AUGGUGCAAGUUUUUGACGAGCUAUCCAACUGCCUGUGCAAAGUGGCCGACUUGUCAGAGUUUGUUCGCAUUGGACAUCCGGAUCGAAACUACGCAAACGCCGCCGAGCAAUCGUCAGUAGCGAUCAACGCCGAAGUGGAGCGUCUAAACACCAAUCGAGCUUUGUACAAUUCACUCUUACAGAGUGUCACCAAAGGUGACGUCGUUCCUACUACCGCCACAGACGAUUACGUGAGCAAGCUGUUUCUGUUUGACUUUGAGCAAAGUGGCAUUCACCUGAAUGAAGAUAUUCGAAAGGAGGUCGUCAAUCUGAAUGAGCACAUUCUCCAUGUGGGAAGUUACUUUAUGCAGGGCACCACUCAGCCUCGAGUCAUGCUGAAGAACGAAGUGCCGGUGGAUCUCUGGAAGUACUUUCACGCGGAGGGCAACAAAGUGGUCAUCUCAGGACUGCACAAUGACGCCACUGAUGCUCACCUGCGGGAGUUUGCCUUUAAGCAGUUCUUGCGCUACGAAGACCACCAGGAGCAACUUUUGUUGGAGCUGAUAUAUUCACGCUUGAAGCUGUCUCGCAUAUGCGGCUUUCAGUCAUUUGCCCAUCGCGCCAUCAACGGCAGCAUCGCCGACACGCCCGAAGUGGUCUGGGAGCUAAUCAACAGCGUCAAUAACAUGGUCAGGUCCAAGUCGGAGAAGGACUUUGAGCAGAUGCACUCGCUGAAGCAGCGCGAGUCGGCGGAGUCGAGCACCAUGCUCAUGCAGUGGGACAUUCCCUACUACACACAGUUUCACAAGGUCCGCCAGUUCAGCGAAGACAUUAAGCACGCCAAUCCGUACUUUUCGCUGGGCAACUGCAUGGAGGGGCUGGACAUGAUUCUCAACUCGAUCUUCAACAUUCGCCUGGAGGUGUGCAAUGUCGACCAGGAGGACCUCUGGCACCCGAGUGUGAUCAAGCUGUCGGUGAAGGACAUGGCCACCAAUGAAGUGCUGGGCUUUAUUUACUGUGACUUCUUCAUUCGCUCCAAAAAGCCUUAUCACGACUGUCACUUUACCAUUCAGGGAGGAUGCGAUCUGCCCAACGGAGACUACCAGCUGCCCAUUGUGGUCAUCUUCCUCAACUUUCCCAACGCCACCUCAACCUACCCGACUCUGUUGCAGCCAUCAAUGGUGGACAAUUUGUUCCACGAAAUGGGCCAUGCGAUUCACUCGAUGCUAGCGCGGACGCCCUACCAGCACAUCACCGGCACUCGGUGCUCCACCGACCUGGCCGAAGUGCCCUCAAUCCUCAUGGAGAACUUUGCCUCCGACCCACGAGUGGUGGCCAAGUUUGCGAAGCACUACUCCACCGGCGAGCCCAUCAACGAGCGGCUGCUCAACAGUUGGAUAGAGUCGAAGAAUCUCUUCUCCGCCAGUGAACUUCAGCUGCAAAUUUUCUACUCUGCCCUCGAUCAGGUGUACCACAGUGAUAACCCGCUGAAGGGCUGCAAAAACACCACCGAGGUGCUCAACAAAAUUCAGGACCAGUACUACGGCAUACCGAACACUUCGGACACGUCCUGGCAGCUGCGCUUUGGACAUCUAGUCGGCUACGGCGCCAAGUACUACUCCUACCUGGUCUCCAAGGCGGUGGCCAACUCCAUUUGGAAGAAGCUCUUUGAGGGUGAUCCACUGUCCUCCUCGGCGGGCAGCAUCUACCGCCGAGAGGUGCUGUCUCACGGCGGGGGAAAGCCACCGAAGGAGAUCGUCGAGUCGGUGCUCGGCCACAAGGUGACGGCGCACUUUCUCGCCGAUUCACUGCUGGACAACAUUGACCAGCACUACGUCAAGAAGUAG
Messenger RNA from Rhagoletis zephyria (snowberry fruit fly), 1827 nucleotides. NCBI's taxonomy places the organism in Eukaryota, Metazoa, Arthropoda, Insecta, Diptera, Tephritidae. The record is from RefSeq and is a predicted model, not a curated record.